Ixodes scapularis (black-legged tick) is the source of this 1099-nucleotide messenger RNA. RefSeq lists its product as uncharacterized. The transcript has 2 exons. Bases 1 to 834 code for a protein of 277 amino acids. The record is from RefSeq and is a predicted model, not a curated record. Lineage: Eukaryota; Metazoa; Arthropoda; Arachnida; Ixodida; Ixodidae.
AUGUGCUCACUGGAUCUAACCAAUCCACAAACCAUAGUUAGAAGCGUUGCGUCAGUGUGUCGUGACUUGAUAUCGGCAUUGUUGUUACAAUCAGGAGAUGUAGAAACCAAUCCUGGACCUAGUAUCCAGGAAUCACUCGACCAGCUUCUUGCUGGCCAAUCUGAAAUGCGGAAAGAAAUAAGAGAGAUCAAUGAAAAACAAUUAAGUUUAGAUUCAUUUGUCAGAGAUGUCCUAACACGGCUGGAUAAGGCAGAAAAGGACAUAGAUGCGCUGCAAAAAAAAGAACGGGACUCUCCUCUGCUACAAGUUAUUGCAGAUAUUCAGCAAGCGAACAAACUACAAGAGAGGAGGCUUGUUGAACUCGAAAACAGGUCCAGAAAAGACAACCUUGUUAUAUUUGGCAUUGAAGAGCAAACCGGCGAAACUGGAGACUCGCUUAAAGACAAGGUCAUAAAUAAUCUUUUCAAAACCACUCUGAAGGUCACUGUAAACAGUGUUGACCGUCUGCAUCGUCUUGGUAGACAUGUUCCCGAGAAAACAAGGCCAGUCAUACUGCACUUCCAAGACCACAGUGAAAAAAUGUCUGUUCUUAAGAAUUGUCAUUUACUAAAGGGAAGUAAGGUUUCUGUCCGGCAUGAUUUGUCGCAGGAAACAAUUCGAACGCGAAAGUUGUUCUGGACAUCUGCGCAGCCAGAUAAACAAAACGACGCUAAAGUGUUUCUGGUUCAUGAUAAGCUUCAUGUAAACGGUGACAUUUAUGCGUGGGAUGACAGCACACAAACGCGCGUGAAACUGCCCAGCAGCAGCAAGAAACGUGUUUCCACCGCUCCGUGACGUCAGAAGCAAAUAACCUUCCGACUUGUGUCAUUUAAUGCGCAAAGUGUUUUGAAUAAACUUACAGAUUUCGAGGCAAUGCUCCUUGAUUUUGACCCCCACGCCACUUUGAUAACCGAAACAUGGCUGCACUCAGAUAUACAGGACAGCGAAGUCAUUCCGCCGACACACAAAAUUUACCGAAACGAUAGACUGUCACGUGGCGGUGGCGUUGCCAUUGUCCUGAAGUCCGAGUUAGGCGCGUGCCUACUACCAGGCAUUCCUA